This is a messenger RNA of Pimephales promelas (fathead minnow), 1936 nucleotides long. Its product is annotated as schwannomin-interacting protein 1. Gene Ontology annotation, cellular component: plasma membrane; cell junction. The record is from RefSeq and is a predicted model, not a curated record. NCBI's taxonomy places the organism in Eukaryota, Metazoa, Chordata, Actinopteri, Cypriniformes, Leuciscidae. Gene Ontology annotation, biological process: positive regulation of hippo signaling.
UGUAAUCCCGUGAAUUAUAGAUAUUUGAAGAAUGUUUUGUCCUCAAACGAGGCUUUAAAAAAUAAAAUAAAAUGUGUAAACACCAUGAAAAUAGUAAUUCGUCUUUAUAAUUUGGCUGUCAUAAACUAAGCAUGCUUAGACUUGUUGAUAUUUGACACCCAACCCCAAGUUUUUUUCUUUCGUCUUAAAAAAAUAUGGGAAACAAACAUUCAUGUGCAAGCAGUAGCUUUUCUUCGAGACUUCAUGCUAGGAUUGUAAAGAUUAUCGACUUGUAAAUUGACUGAAACUAGACACCUGAAGUAGUUCCUUUUAUUUCUCUUCGCUCAUUCUCCUCCCUUCGCGUUCUCUCCCCAUAACAAAACGUCGCCAAAUUCCUUUAGUUUUUGAUGUCUACGUUGGGGAUGUUUAAAGAACAUGGCGGAUUGAUUGAACGGAUUUAAUCCUCUGCUACACAAUAUAACCCUCUAGAUAUCGAAGUUUACGAAGGAGCGAAAAAGAAAUUCAUCUUCAUGGAUGAAAAAGAGUGAAGGAUAAACGAAGACGAGGAGGGCGCGUAACGGGACAACUCAGAGGAAAACAAGUUAUAAAGACAUUUCCCUCAAGAAAACGAUGGAAUUUGCUUGAGGUUUGAGUUGUUGGACAGAAUUUGCAAAGACAUUCUAGCUGAAAAGGGCCUUGGGAAUGGAUGGAGAAAAAGAAAAAGAGCGGGAGAGAGGAAAUGAAAAAGAGAGUGAUGAGACAGAGGAAGAUGCAGAGGGGGCAGCCUUGUUAUGGCAAAAGGGAUACCCUGAAGAUGACCUGGGCUUACCCAUCAUGCACUGGGAGGAUCUGAGCCUUCGUAUUGCUGAACUUGAGAAGCAACAAGAAGAGCAGAGACAGAGGGAAAAGGACUUGGACAAGCUGACAGUAGACUGGCCAGAAAUCAGAGGGCUGAGCAGUCACAGAGAAUCCUAUGAGGACAUGGAGGAUGAUUGCAACAGUCGUCUGACUUCUCUGUCAUCAAGGCUCCAGAGCCAGAUGAAUCUACAGCUGUGCUUCAUCAAUAACAGUGAAAGUGAGGAGGAAGAGGAGGAAAUAGAGGCAAAGAAAGAGGUGGCAAAACAGUCCAGUAAGAGUGGCAGCAUUCAGCGAUUAGAGAAGGAGUGUGGUUCAAGCUCUGCAACGACUAAGAAAACCAAAUCAAGAGGGUUUAGGAAUGAUGUCAGAGCUGCACUGAGUGUACUUAGACACAAAUUGAGACUGGAGCAAAAACAGACUAUAGCUCCCAGUGAGGCUGUCAGAGAAAGGAGGCACUAUGAGCGAAAUGACUUGAAGAAUUUCAGCUUGAAGGAGUUGAAAGCAUUGAGGACCUCACUAAGCAAAGACAUUCAUGACUUCAGUUCAGAACUGGUGGGUCGACUUCUCACAAGGGACCAGCUGAGAACAGAGCAGGAUGCCAUGCUGCUGGAGGUACAAGAUAUGACAUCACUCUGAUGCACAAUCAACAAAAUGGAACAAAAUGACCGGACAUUCGUUUACAAGAGCUGCCUGAUCUAAUGACUUUACUGUGAAAAGCUACAGCACUCCAUCAUCACUGCAAAAUUCUUGUAAGGUUUUUAUAGUUUUUCAUUUCAGCUUUUUUAUGACACUUUUAUUCCACCAAUGAGAAUUUAAAACUGCAGUUUACAUUCUUAAAAUUGAUAGGUCAAACAGAUAAAGCAACAUUUUCAACAAAAGACACUAAAGGCCAUGCCAUGCUUCUUUGCUCAAUAUUACUCUAAUUUGUUUAGUGGCAAAGCCAAUUAUUCCAAGCCUCGCAUGUUAAGACAUGGCUCAUUAAAUGCCACAAAGUAUGUGUGUGUACAUACAUUGCCAAGCAACUCAUAACUGGAUUGUUGUUGUCACUGUUUGUAAAAUACUUAAAUAUUAUUUUGUGGAAUAAAAGGGAUUUCAUUAA